AUGAAAUUACUUCGGAAGCAGCGUCAGCAUGAAUGUUCCAGUAAAGCCAAUCGACAGCUGGUCAAGAGGAAUCCUCCGUCAUCUUCUGGUGGAACCGAACUUCGAAUCUCUUCACCGCACAGUUUCACUCGAAAUGGAAGUAAGCUCAACUCCUCCUUCUAUACCGAUCUAUCUAUCUACUCUUUACCCUCUUAUCCAACUCCCGCCCAAUCACAACUUCUCACUCGUCAAAAUGUGUGCCCUUUUGUGGCGUCAUCAGACCAGCUCUUAACCCCGAACCCCUUCGCUUUCGAUCGGCUAAUCCCACUCGGGCCUCCGAUCCGGAUCUCCUUCAUGAUCGAGUAG
Messenger RNA from Protopolystoma xenopodis, 345 nucleotides. Lineage: Eukaryota; Metazoa; Platyhelminthes; Monogenea; Polystomatidea; Polystomatidae. The record is from the annotation of a GenBank genome assembly.